AGCUGGUCUCCAGGAAUCUGAUAAACUGUCCCGGUUGCUCUUGUGCUGAUCUCAGGAUGUCAGGACGAGCGAUCAAUCCCCCAAAUGCAUGCAGUUCCACCAUCAUUAGUGUAAUUAAAUGAUUGUGCGACGUCACCGAGGAGCGCACCCGUCGAGGAAGUGACGUGUCGAGCCGUGCCAGAGGAAGUUUGUUGCGGCGCUGGGAGAGAAAGUUUCCCCGGAGCAGCUGCGCUUGGAGCGGGAAGAACCCUGACGCAGUGGACCGAGCGGACCGGAACGGAGAGAGAGCGCGUCGUGCGGCGCGUGGAUGCGUGUUGCGGAGUCGGAGAGGCGUGCAGUGGGUUCGUGAGGCCGUGUGAUCGUCUCUCCUCCCGCUCGCGGUGAGAUGGGGAAGGAGCAGGAACUGCUGGAGGCGGCGCGCACCGGGAAUCUGGCCGCCGUUGAGAAGCUCCUGUCCGCGAGGAGACAGUCGGGCGGCUCGGCCUCUGCGGGCGGCUCCGGAUCCUCCGGGAAUGUCGGGAGCGGCGGGCACAGCUCUUCCCACACGCUCUCCAGUCUGCUCAGGCCUAUUGUGUCCGCUCUGUUUGACAGUAUCUGGAGGGGCCCGAAUGUGAACUGUGUGGACAGCACUGGAUACACACCUCUACACCACGCUGCUUUAAAUGGACACAGUGAGGUGGUGGAAGUACUCCUGAGGAACGAGGCUCUGACGAACAUCGCUGAUAACAAGGGCUGUUACCCUCUGCACCUGGCGGCGUGGAAGGGAGACCAGCGGAUCGUCAAACUCCUCAUCCAUCAGGGGCCAUCUCACCCCAAACUCAAUGAACAGAGCGCUCUAGACCACACUGAGUUCAAACGCUGUGGCCCAUUUGACCCCUAUAUUAAUGCCAAGAACAACGACAACGAGACGCCGCUGCACUGUGCGGCUCAGUACGGACACACUGAGGUGGUGCAGCUGCUGCUGGAGGAGCUGACCGACCCCACCAUGCGCAACAACAAGUUUGAGACGCCGCUCGACCUGGCGGCGCUCUACGGCCGGCUGGAGGUGGUCAAACUUCUGCUCAGCGCUCAUCCCAACCUGCUCAGCUCCAACACCAAGAAACACACCCCUCUCCACCUGGCCUCUCGUAACGGACACCUGCCCGUGGUGGAGGUGCUGCUGGCCGCCGGCGUGGAUCUCAACUACCAGACAGAGAAAGGCAGUGCCCUUCAUGAAGCAGCUCUAUUUGGAAAGACAGAAGUAGUACAAAAACUACUCAACGCAGGGAUCGAUGUGAAUAUCGUGGACAGUAAGAGUCUAACAGCGCUGGACACUGUUAGAGACAUGCCCUCUCAAAAGAGCCGACAGAUCGCCGCCCUCAUACAAGCUCAUAUGAGCGGCCGUCCGUCAGACACGACCCUCCCUCCUCCACCAGUGCCACCUCAAGAGAGCCUGAGCCCCAAGAGAAAAGGGGAAAUGGAGCAGCAGGUCAGUGAGCUCAUAUCCGGUUUGGCUCCGAGCCCUGUGGAAGAGAGUCCGUAUGAAGCUCUGUUUGAGGCGUCCUCGUGUGUCUCACUGGACAGUCUGGCCAGCGGAAAGUCUUCGGACAGAGACUCCGGACGACCGGACAGCGAAGCCGGGAAGAAAGAGCGCCAUCCUCCGCAGAAUCAGCCUGCACAGGAAGAGGAUCUCAGCUCUGAGGCGGUUUACACUAACAGCAGUGUUGAUGAACGCGCCGAGCCUCUGGAAGAGGAAGAGCACCCAUAUGAACUCUUAGUCUCUGCACAGACCAAAAUCCCCAACAACACACAGAGCAAAGCAGAUGUGGAGGUCUCAGCCAAGUCUUCGAACAGUGUCCUACCUCAGGGAAAGACCACUGCACACAUUGACCUGCGACCUUCAGGGUCCAACACAAACACACUGCAGCCGCCUGCACCUCAUUUUAGCACCAGACAGACGCCUGGAGAGAGCUCAUCGCACGGUGAGGAUAUAAGCGCUGCCGUUCCUGAGCAGUUCACUGGUCUGCUUCACGGUUCCUCGCCGGUGGUUGACUGUCGCGAGGAAGCAUUCACACUGCCGUCCUCUGAAGUGAAGUCCGGCGAGGCUUCCAGCACUUCGACAUCUGCGAGUUCCGCCCCCCUUCCCCAUCCCAAAUCGGCAGUCACCAUGGAAACCAUUCUCCAGGACACUGACCCCAAAGCUAUCUACGCCACAGUCCACAAAGAGCCACGGGGUUCGCCAAAACACAACUCACCGGCGCGCGAUUCUCCGGUGACGAGAAGGAUGCUUCCGCCGGGCGAUCUCAAACUAGCACGUAGCCUUUCGAAGUCCGACUCCGACCUGCUGGUGUCCCCACCCGGUGAGGAAGAGACAGGGUUGGGCGGCCGAAGUGAGUCAGUGUCCAACUGUAGCACCACCAAGAGAAGGCUGGAAAAAUCACCUUCAUUCACUUCAGAAUGGGACGAGAGACAGAGGCAUUCCCUCUCUUUUCCAUGGAGACAGCGGCCGCCUCCGAGAAUUGAGAAGAUCAUGACUCUAAUUGGUGCUGGCAUCGACUUCUCAAAAGACCAGGAGUGCCCUGCCACAGGUGGAUCCGGGAGGCUGCUUGAACAGCCGGUCGGUGAUUGGUUGGAGAAUAUCGGCCUUCCGCAGUAUGAGAGCAAGCUACUGCUCAACGGCUUUGACGACCUGCGGUUCAUGGGAAAUGACGUAAUGGAAGAGCAAGACCUGAGAGAAAUUGGCAUCACGGAUCCAGCACAUCGCAGGAAGAUCCUCAGUGCUGCACGUUCUUUACCGAAGGUGAAAGCAUUAGGCUGUGACGGCAGCACGUCCCUCGCUGCGUGGCUGGACGUCCUGGGUCUUCAGGAAUACCUGCAGAACUUCCUGUCCAGCGGCUACCGCACGCUAGAAUGUGUGAAGAACCUGUGGGAGCUGGAGAUUGUUAAUGUGCUGAAGAUCACAUUGUUGGGCCACAGGAAAAGGAUUAUUGCAUCGUUAGCUGAGCGGCCGUAUGAGGAGCCUCCGGUCAAACCUCCCCGCCUCUCUCAGAUCAGAUGUCAGGAUCUCAUGUCCCAGACCUCGUCUCCUCUCAGUCACUCGGACUCCUACACGCGCUCCAUGGAUCCCCUGUUACCUGCAGGCGACUGCGGGAGGAGGAGAGGUCCCGACUCAGAAUAUGACGUGGCUGUUCGACAGCGGCCCAAUGACAGACCACAACCACAAGAGAGAUUUGAGGAACGUCAGCGGGAGCCUCGCUUGACCUUACGACCCCCGAGUCUGGCGGCGCCGUACACACCGGUCCAGAACUGGCACCAUCAACCCGAGAAGCUCAUCUUCGAAUCAUGCGGUUACGAGGCCAACUAUCUGGGCUCGAUGCUGAUUAAAGAACUAAGAGGAACGGAGUCAACGCAGGACGCCUGUGCUAAAAUGAGGAGGUCGACAGAACAGAUGAGGAAGAUCCCCACCAUCGUCCUCUCCAUCACGUACAAGGGUGUGAAAUUCAUUGAUGCUGUCAACAAGAACAUCAUUGCAGAACAUGAGAUCAGAAACAUAUCGUGUGCAGCUCAGGACCCAGAGGACCUCUGCACGUUUGCUUACAUCACUAAAGAUCUGCAGAGCAACCAUCAUUACUGCCACGUGUUCAGCACCAUAGACGUGAACCUGACCUAUGAGAUCAUUCUGACGCUGGGACAGGCGUUUGAAGUGGCCUAUCAGCUGGCACUGCAGGCCCAGAGGACCAGACAGCAGCAGAGCGCAGCCGGAGCGACGGAAAUCAUCGAGACCAAGAGCAGCAGACCUGUCCCCAAACCACGAGGGAGUAUGCGCAAGUCAGGGGUGGAAGCGAUGGAUGUGGACGCUCACGCUCAGAGCAGUGCCACCUGGAUCCUGGACUCCAAAGAUCCCAAGCGCACCGUCAGCACCAAGUACGAGACCACCAUAUUCUGAUCGGACCGCCCCUCACACCCUUUCCUUUCGCUCUGUGCCUUCACUCUGUAGAUAGACCCUGACCUCCCCUCGCUGUCCUCCACACAGAAGCCUCCUCUCCACUCACCUCUUUCUCCUCCGUCUGUCUCGCACAGCUCUAGCUGUCCAGCAGCCCUCGGCUGAAACCAACACUCUUUAAUCUCUGUCCUGACGUAGCCCUUUAAGUAGGUUCAGGUAGAAGUCCCUCUCACCUGUAGUCGUAUCGUAACUGGCCUGAAACCAAAGUGAAGCUCUGCUGAGGACCAGUGCUGUCGUUUAACCUCCCUGUUUCAGACGUGAAGAAACUAACAUUUCCUUCUCAUUCUGCUCAAAGGACUCUCCCUCCAUCCUCCACUCUGACGGUUUUUCUCUUAACUGGUUUUUCUUUCUUUUCCCCUUCUGUGGUGCUCAUCUCUGCCAGGCGUCGACCGCAGUGAGACACUGAUGAAGACUUCCUCUUCCUCCUCUUCAGUCUGAGCUAAAACACCUGGACUCCACUAAACAUGUAGCAUCAGAUCAAAACAGUCCACGCCGCACAGGAUUACGAUAAAAGGCACUUUCCAUGAAUAUGGUACAUUUUGGUGUCCCGUAAUUGUUUUUUGUUUUUUUUUUACGCAAAAAGGCACAAAUGACACAUAUAAAAAAUAUAACUAAUAAAUAAAUAUGUGAGAAGAACCGUCGUCAAACGUAAAAAUAGAGGUCUUGACCUUCACGAAUAUAUCCAACAAUUAAAAGAGUACAGCAGUGUUUUAAUUAACCUAAGACAUAAAUUACCAAAUUAAUAAUUUAUUGACUUUAAUUACCAAAAACAUAUUUAAACACAUUUAAACAAAACAUACUGUGUCCCGAAAUGUAAUUGCAAUGUAAUUUACUUUUUAUAAGAAAAAAAAAAAAAUCAUAAACUUACACCUUCAUUUGGACAUUUUUCUACAGCAUGACGGGGAAGAAGUAAAUAAUCUUAUUCCAUUAAAAAAAAAAAAACAAUUCACAAAUUAGUAUUGACUAUAUUUGUCAACUUCAACUACUUGACCCAAAGUUAUUGUAAGAAAAAAAAAUGAUGCAGCAAAUAAAUUUCUAUCAAUAGCUAAAAACAACUAGAUAGCAACAGUGACAGCUUAUUUUAGGCUGAAUCAGUAUUGUUUUUUUAUUUAUUUUUUUCCACGUUUUAUUUCAUGUUGUUUUUUUUUUUGUUUUUUUUUUAGUGAAUGUAAUCGUUUAUUGAUUCUAUAUUUUGUUUUAUUUUUGUUGUUUUGUGUUUGGUUUUGUUGUUUUAUUAUUAUUAUUUAAUAAAUGUAAUUUAUUUUUUUUAAACAUAAAUAAAUCAUGUUUUUAGACUAUUUAAACAGGAAUUCAUAUAAAAGUGAUAUCUGUAUAAUCAUCUCAUAAAAUCUGCACAGUAUUUAGUAUUUGGUUGAUGGACGAAGUCUUCUGAAGGUUAAGCACCUCUGUGCACUUUGCUAUGAAGAGACAAAAUGACAGAACCGGUUUUAAGCCCCAUUUUGUACCUUUUUUGUGGAAAGUGCCGGUAGAUUAUCAAAUGUCAAGCUUUUGUUGGGCUUUUUAUCUUACAUACUGGCAUCUAAACCUUUUAUUAUGGGCUGUGAGGACUAGAUGGAUUUUAUUUAGUCCUGUUAUGUUACUAUGCACAUCUAAUAGAUGAUACACAUUCUGUCCACUCCUCACAUACAGUUGAGACAUUAGACAGCUGGCAGAAGCUUGCUGGAGUGCAUUAGAAGUUAAUUGAAUUGGAAUUGAAGUACCUCACUGUAAAUUAGAUUUGCUGUCUGUUUAUGGAUUUGCGUCCAGCACUGUGAUUUGAUGUGUUGUCUUAAGUCUGAGUUGGCAAACUAGGCUGGGCCUAAACGUCUGAACCAAAUCACAAAGACUCAAAAUACCUCCUACUCAAAAUAAUCAAACUAAAACAAAAAAUAAAAACAAAAUGUAAUGUAUUGUAGGCUUCAUCUGAUAAGCAGACUAAAAUCAGUGCUUUGUAAAGUUCAAGCUGUGGUUUGGAAAUGCUAUUUGGAUUUUAUUUUCUUGUCUUAUGGAUUUAAAGGUGGAAUUAUAUGCAUAUAUUCUUCAUAAGCCUUAAAAAUCCUCAUAUGAUCACAUGAAUUUUGGGUGCUUAAGCAUUUACAAAUUCAUACCAUUUAUAUGGGGGUAUGAAUCCCAAUGAUAUGGAAGCCAUUUCUGCAACAUAAGAAAACAUGCUUUGGUAAAAGCAAAAACAUAUAAAGUCACACUUAUGAAAGAAAUCGAAAUUAUGAGAGUCAUAAAUAUGAUAUAAAAAGGAAAGAAAUUAUGAGAAGUUGAAAUUGACACACUAAAUCCAAUCUGCUAUAAAAAUUUGAUAUAAAACGUUAAAAGUAUGAGAUAGUAAAGUCAUAAUUAUGACAUUUGUAAUUGACACAAGUUGAAAUUGACCAGUAAAAGUUGAGAUGAAAAGUCAUAAUGACUUCUUUUUUUCAUUCUUAAUGUUAUAAUUGUCUUUUUAAUCUCAUUAUUGACUUUUUGUCUCAUAAUUGGACCUUUUAUCUUAUAAAUAUGACUUGGCAUCUCAUAAUUUUCCAUUCAUUUUCUGUCAUGAUUGUGAUUUACCAAAGCAUGAUUUUUUUCCUUCGGUGGUGAAAAUGUGCAGCUUUCUUCUCUCCACCUUCAUUUGACCUUACAUUUUAUUAGUUUGAUUUGUUUUAAUCCCUGUGUGUAUGUCUCCCUGUAGCUGACCGCUGUGUUGGAUGCCAAACAGAAAGGAAAGUUGGGAUGCCAGUGGCAGCAUGACUGUGGAUGAGACAUCACUUGUAUUGUGUGUGUGUGUGUGUGUGUGUGUGUGUGUGUGUGUGUUUAUAUAGAUCUAUGUAAGUGUCAGAUGUCUCCUCACACCUGCAGUGAGCUCCUCCCAUCCAUCACCAGGUUUUCACCUUAAACACACGAGCCAAAAACAAACAAAAAGAGUCCCGUCCACUUUAACGCUUAACAGAACCUCUCCCUCUGAAAAUCAUCUUGCUUUAAUCAGAUUUCAGAAGCUCUCCGACAGUGGGAACCCACAGCGGUCACUGUAUUCUCAGUGCUGACGUCGUCUUUGCUUUGAUUUCUUCGAGUUUUAUUUUCAUUGCGAAGCGACCGUCGACACGCUCCUGUUUUGUCUGUGAAUUUGUCGUCGAAACUCAUGUUCUUUCAUCUCACAAAGUCUAGAUGCUUUUAUUUUGUCUGAUAACUUCGAAAAUAAACCCAGUCAGUUAGAAACACUGAUUCCAGUUCAGCAAAACACUGAUUAGAGAGUACCGCCUUGUCUUUUGAUGUCCGGUUAAGAUCAGUCCAUCUGUAAGUUGAGAUCUUUACUGUCAGUAUUUUAAGUCAGGUGGCCAACAGGCUUUAGUACAAGUGGCAAGACCAUUCAAACAUAAGAAUUGUGAACUAUGGUGCGAGUUUCAAUAGGAAAGGUUUGGCCUUUGAAGGUCACAGACAGAAACUCGGUGCCAGAUUAGUGGGAGAUACUGUUGAUUAUGUUGUGACGUCUAAUGGUACACUAUUAUGAUAAGUUAAUAAGUGUAUGAUGGCAUGAGAACGGUACAGUCCAGAUCCUGGUACUUGUAGUGACUCUUACACGUAUACUGUGAUUUCUUAUACAAAACAAUGGUGUUAAUGUGACACUACAAACAACAGCGAGUUGUUUUUAUGUGUAGAGUUUUGUGUCUUUCCUCUAAUGAUUAAGUUGCAGAAAGCAGGGUAUGUCUAAAAAAUUAAAAUGAAACCGAUGAAAAGGUUUAAAAAUUGAAAUUUGCAUAGUCGUCUGUCAUGGACGAACCUGCGCUUGUGUUUUGUGUAGAUAAUAAUGCAGAAACAUGAGGUGAAGAUGGGAAAUAUUCCUGUAUGCAUUUAGCCCUAGUUUACAAGGAUUUUAGGUCUGGUACUUUUUAUUUAGAUUUUUCUUUUUUUUUCAUCAUUUUUAACAUGGUAGGUUAAAAAUGGGUAUAGUGCUAAAUACAAGCAGAUGCUAAUGCUAGCACCUGUAACAGCCGCAGUGUUUGCACAACUAAUCACGUUAGCGAAUACAAAGGUGACAUAUUCUUGGUUAAAUGAUUAAAAUGUAAACAAUAUCGAAUUGUAAAGUAAUCCUGGGUGGUCUGUCUUUUGAUACUUGAAUGAUUCUGCUUUUAUAGAUAAUUCUCUCUAUAUAUGUAUAUGUAUGUACUGUAUGUAUUUUUUUUUUCUCUCUCUUUGUUAAAUUUUUGGUCAUGUUUUUUGUCAUAUCUAGAGAGGAACGUCUUUUUAAAGCUCAACAUAUCAUGAUGCAAGUAAGCAUGAGACAAUGACAAUGGAAUCUCUGAGAGACCUUGCCACAGAAUCAAAGAGAACGAUUGUAAAUAAUCUUGGGCUUCCAGUCUUUUUUAUGAUUAUUAUUUUUCAUAAUUGUACAUCCAAUAAAUUAAGAGAUGGUA
Cyprinus carpio (common carp) is the source of this 8382-nucleotide messenger RNA. RefSeq names its product ankyrin repeat and SAM domain-containing protein 1A-like. Gene Ontology annotation, molecular function: protein binding. The record is from RefSeq and is a predicted model, not a curated record. Gene Ontology annotation, cellular component: cytosol. Lineage: Eukaryota; Metazoa; Chordata; Actinopteri; Cypriniformes; Cyprinidae.